GUUGCGGCCUGCUGAGUGCGAUUGACCUCAUUGCCAGCCGUCUGUCGUGGCCCCCAACCCCGUUGGUCAAUCGCGACUUAUUGAAUUCGGACCCCUCACCAAGCAGGCGGGGUGGUUGCUCUUGGCGGUGGUGACGUCGACUCCCAGGCCAUUGGUUUCGCUUGGGGUGUGUAGCCUUGCACCAAAGGCACAAUGGGCUACUAUUAUGAACCGGAACCGCAGCCCGAGUAUUACACAAGACCGCCGCCUAGAGCUUAUUAUCAUUCCCCACCAGAUGAUCGUGGAGUCAUACUCCAGGUCGAGGGGCCGCGGCCCAUUUCGCCAUCACCAACACGCGUGAUUGUGGUCGAAAAGAGGAGACGGGAGGAGCCUGUGGGUUUCUUACCCUGGCUUUGUGCUAGUUUCUGCUGCUGCUUCGUGUGCUGCGAGUGUGCCGACGACUGUUGGUGUUGCUGCCCGGGGGAGGAUUACGACUGAAGGGAGUCCAUACAACUGCGAGGAGGAAAAGGCACUU
Molecule: messenger RNA, 514 nt
Organism: Chaetomium fimeti
Lineage: Eukaryota; Fungi; Ascomycota; Sordariomycetes; Sordariales; Chaetomiaceae
Exons: 2
Coding region: 193-477 (94 amino acids)
Source: RefSeq, a predicted model, not a curated record